Messenger RNA from Penicillium odoratum, 1596 nucleotides. Its product is annotated as MDR family MFS transporter. Gene Ontology annotation, cellular component: fungal-type vacuole membrane. Gene Ontology annotation, molecular function: basic amino acid transmembrane transporter activity. Gene Ontology annotation, biological process: transmembrane transport; basic amino acid transport. The record is from RefSeq and is a predicted model, not a curated record. Bases 1 to 1596 code for a protein of 531 amino acids. Lineage: Eukaryota; Fungi; Ascomycota; Eurotiomycetes; Eurotiales; Aspergillaceae. The transcript has 6 exons.
AUGGAAUCAGAACAGGAGUCUGCAAUGAAUACUCCAAGUGAAGAACAAUCUCUUUUAUCUGAACCGGAUGCUUGGAGUCCACCACGGGGGUUCUUUUGGAUACAAUUGGCUAUAAUGUCAAAUGUGUUUCUGUCCGGUUUCGACGGAACAAUCACUGCGUCAACAUACGCAGUCAUCAGCUCUGAAUUCAAUGCUGCCAAUACUGCUUCGUGGCUGACGACCUCCUACCUCAUUACGAGCACGGCUUUUCAACCUCUUUACGGUCGCUUCUCAGAUCUACUUGGCCGUCGCGCUUGCUUUUCCACUGCGACGAUUACAUUCUUCGCAGGUUGUCUGGGCUGUGCAAUGGCGAGAGACGUAGUCUUUUUGAAUAUCAUGCGUGCGUUGACAGGUAUGGGAGGUGGUGGGUUGAUGACGAUGGCUACCAUUAUAAACUCUGAUCUCAUUCCCUUCCGCAAUCGUGGAAUGUACCAAGCCGUCCAAAAUUCUGCGUACGGCUUCGGUGCUAUAUGUGGUGCUUCAUUCGGAGGUGCGAUCGUUGACACUAUUGGCUGGCGUUGGUGCUUCUUGGUACAAGUUCCUGUAUCUGUGACUGUGCUCGUCUUGGGGUACUUCGUUCUCAAAUUCCCCACGAAUGAUCAAUCCCCCAAACCUGGACAGCCAGGUCUUUGGCACCAGAUUGACUUUCUUGGAUCUUUCCUUCUUGUCCUCGCUCUUUCGACUCAACUGGUCGGACUGAGCUUUGGUGGAAAUGAGUUGCCCUGGACAAGUAUCUGGGUUAUAAUGCCUCUGGGGGCUAGUAUUUUCUUUCUCGCUGCUUUCAUCACUGUGGAAGCGAAUACCAAAGCUGUCCCACUUAUCCCACUGAAGAUGCUAUAUGGGCUUCACCCAGUUUCUACUCAGAUUGCCAACGUCUGCGUGGGACUGUCAGCAUACGCUUUCCUCUUUACCCUGCCGCUCCUUUUCCAGGUAAUCCUGCUGGAUAGUCCCACCAAAGCCGGUGCCCGUCUAGUGAUUCCAUCUCUCAUGACCCCGGUAGGCGGAGUCAUUGCCGGCAUAGUCAUGUCACGAUGGGGAAAACUAGCUCAGCUUGUGCGCAUCGGCGCCGCCUUGAUGUUCAUAGGAAACCUCCUCGUCACAUUUCUGCACUUCAACGACUCAAACUGGAAGUACUUCGCAUACAUCAUCCCCGCAAACCUAGGACAAGGAAUCGUGUACCCAGGGAUCCUAUUCACCUUCCUCUCUGCAUUCGACCACGACGAACACGCCGUCUCAGCUUCAACAGUCUACCUCAUCCGCUCCCUCGGCACAGUAUGGGGCGUCGCCAUAACAUCCGCGAUAAUCCAAAAUACACUGAGCUCAGGCCUCGCAGAGGCCUUGAGUGGAGUACCUGACAAAUGGAAAUUGAUAAACGAAAUCCGUCAUUCCAUCUCUGCAAUCUACACCCUACCUCCAGACAUUCAAAUCGCCGUGCGCCAGAUUUACUACCGUGGUAUCCGACUCUCAUUUGCGGCGUCCGCCGCCUUUGCACUGAUUGCAACAAUCGCAGCGUUCUUCACGCGUGGAAAGGGACUGGAGAGAGGUCGUGGAGCUUAA